Molecule: messenger RNA, 699 nt
Organism: Paramecium pentaurelia
Lineage: Eukaryota; Ciliophora; Oligohymenophorea; Peniculida; Parameciidae
Source: the annotation of a GenBank genome assembly
AUGUAAAAGCCUUACAUCGUGAUAGUUGGUGUUUCACUCUUUUUUAUCACUCUGUUCCUCAUUAAUACAAUCCAUUAAUAUGAUGAAAUACCAUAAUAAAUCCAAGAAGCCCAAUAUAUAAAAGCAACAGAUUUGCUAGCUGUUUAAGUUCCAUUCCCUUGGGAAAUCAAAUAGCCAGAUGAAGAGCAUUUAAAAAUAUUAGAUUAAAAUGAAACUGAUAUAAUUGAAGGUUACUCUUUAAUAAAAAAUCAAAUUAGAAAAGAAAUUUACCAAUGGAAUUACCAGAGAAGAAUUAGGUCGAGCAGGAUGGACUCUUUUGCACAUGAUUUCAGCCACUCUUCCAGUUGAUUUUGAUGAAGAAUUCACAUUCAAAAUCAAUGUCUUUUUGAAUCUAUUGUAAGACAAAAAUGCUAUUUUUUCCACGUUAGUGGACAGUUCUUCCCCUGUAAAGAGUGUGCAGGACAUUUUCUGAAUAUGACUACCGUUUUGCCAUACGAAGGAACCACUAGAGUCGAUUUCAUGUAAUAUCUUUGCAUGUUGCAUAACGAAGUAAAUGAAAGAUUACAAAAAGUACAUUAAAAAUUAUAUGAUAAGCCAACCUUUAAUUGUAGUGAAAUACAUUAAAGAUGGGGUGGAGAUUGUGGUUGUAAAAGUGCAUUGGAGGAGAGCAUUAAAAAAUAUAGUAAGGGGUAAAAUUGA